Molecule: messenger RNA, 2902 nt
Organism: Trichoplusia ni (cabbage looper)
Lineage: Eukaryota; Metazoa; Arthropoda; Insecta; Lepidoptera; Noctuidae
Exons: 2
Coding region: 211-2472 (753 amino acids)
Molecular function (GO): nucleic acid binding; zinc ion binding
Source: RefSeq, a predicted model, not a curated record
CUUGUGAAGACCACCGUCGGCCAGACCGUAAACCUGCAGCGAGGUCAGGGGUGGACUUACGCAGGAACGGGGGUCUUACCUUAACCGGUCGGACCGCGAGGACGGAAAACCUCUAUAAAAAACCCCCAAUCCCAAGCUAUUGGACAACGCGGCGAGGGGAUGAAUGGCUGGUGGGAAACCAGUCCCUAGCGUUGACCCCCGACGGGGCACAUGUCGCACCUCGGAGGGUUACUCUUAGACCUUCCCCGGCUACAGGGGGCACUGGCCGGGGACGACGACCCAAUCCCCCAUACUCGUGGGAUUCUAAUGGAAACUGCAUUCAAAAAACCCAAAGUUGAAAAGGAGGUCGAAGAAGGGAGGAAGACUCGGUCUACUACUAGACCGAGUCUAGCUGACGAGUUGGUGGCGAGGUCGCCUCGGGUGGUGCUCGAGCGCAUCACCUCGCCCCAGGAGAAGGAGAAGGAGCUGUCGAGUCACUCACGCGACAGCUCAGCGGGAAGGUCCGACCGAAAGCGUCCCAGGCGGGAUGCUUCGGAGGACAGGAUGUCUGUGGGGGCGUACGCCGCUUCGGACUGUGAGAGCGAGGUGUCCAUAGCCUCGUCGACACAGUCCCGCGGUUGCGUCACCCACGGGCGAUAUGUCGGGAUGCACCGACAACGAGAGGAGUAUCGGAGGCUCGCCGCGGAAUCGGCGCAGUCGUCCGAUACCCUCGAAGACAAGGUGGAAGAGGAACGGCAGAGGAGGGAUGCCAGGGCGGCGGUCCGGGACCUGAUGAGUUCCGGACUGCAGCCGCUCGACCCCUCAUCUGCCAAAGAGAAGAUUGACGGCAGCCUGAUGGCAAUCUUGGAGGUGGCGCGCACCUCCAAGAAUAUAAAAGGCUGCCUGAUAAAGCGGCUGAAAGAUGCGGUGGAGGAGAUUCAGGGCGGUGUCCGCGCCCUGACAAAGUCCACCGGAACGGAGGGGCUGCUGGCGGAAAACGCCAGGCUUAGCCGAGAGCUCGAGGAGCUGCGGGGCAAGGUUCAGUCCGUGGAAAAGCGGACGGCCCCGGCGGCCCUCGACUUCGAAGCGAUGCAGCGCGCCAUCAUGGUGUCCGUAGGGACCAUGAUGGACGCCAAACUGGCGGGGGUCACGAGUCGACUCCCGCCAGAGCCGAUCAUGCGUCCGCCACUUGCGGCGGAUAGAAGACGCGCAGAGGCGGAGGCGGCAAGCCGUGGGCCCAAGCCUGGGUAUAACCAGGUCCUCAAGGCGGCCCCGGCCUCGAAGCAGGCACCGAAACCGGCGCCAAGACUGGCACCGAAGCCGACGUCGACCCCGAAGCCGGAUCCAAAACCGGCCAAGGGGAAGGCGAAGAAGAACGUCGCACAGCCAGCGCCAACCUCGGCACCAGCGCGACAAGAGGUGCCGCCUCUGGCACCGGCGCCACAAGAGGCGCCGGUAGUGGGCACGUCGGAGACUGUGGACGAUGGUUGGACCACAGUCUCCAACAAGAAGAAGAAGGCGCCUAAGACCAAGGCGCCGGAGAAGUCGGCGGCGAAGCCGGCCAAGAAAACCCCUCCCACCCAGAAGCAGGAGGGGCGAAAGCCGUCGAAGGGGCCGAAGAAGGAGUCGGGGAGGACGCGGCGGAGAAGGAUGCAACGACAGAGGCGUCUUGCCCGCACCGCUGCUGUCGUCCUUACCAUAAGUGAGGAAGGGGCACAGAAGGCCCUCACUUAUGAGACGGUCCUACGGGAGGCGCGCGAGACCAUCGACCUAAAAAAGAUGGGGGUCGACAUGGAGGUCGACCCAAUCCGCAUACGCAGGACGCAGACCGGGGCUCGGGUUCUCGAGCUUCCGCAGAAUGUUGGUCGGGAGGCGGCUGACGGCAUGGCAGAGGAACUGCGUGCCAGGUACGGCGGUGACGUCAGAGUCACUAGGCCUGUCAGGUGCGCGGAGCUCCGAGUGUCGAACCUGGACGACUCCGUCACCCAACAGGAGAUCCUCGACGUCGCCGCGCGUCAGUCGCAGUGCGCUCCUGACCAGCUCAAGGUGGGAGACUUGAGGCCCAGCUACGGUGGCAAAUUCAGCGCGGUGCUGAAGUGCCCACUGGAGGCGGCAUCAAAAUUAGUUACCACCAAGACACAAAAGUUCUUGGUGGGAUGGAGCUCGGCGCGGGUCGUGCAGCUUGAAACACGACCCAUGAAGUGCUUCCGCUGCCUUGCACUAGGCCACACAAGGCCAGUGUGCAUGUGCCCCACGGACCGCAGCGGUUUAUGUUACCGCUGCGCGAUGCCGGGGCACAAGGCAGCAGAGUGUAAGGAGCCAGCGAGGUGCGCCAUAUGCGCCGAGCUCGGCCGCAAUGCCGCCCAUCAGAUGGGCAGCCGGGGAUGUGCUCCCCCGGCAUUAAUCAAGAAGAAAAUGGCCGCGUUGGGGAAGGUGCCCAAUGCGGCCACAUCACAGGCGCGCCCCUGUGAGGAGGAACGGAUGGACGAAUAAUGGACAACGUCCGUCCUCACUCCCUCCUCCAGGGGAAUUUGAACCACUGCGCCGGCGCACAGGAUCUGUUCUUACAGUCGCUGGCGCAGUGGAGCAUCGACAUCGGAGUGGCGGCGGAGCCAUAUUAUGUCGCCCCUCGUCCCAAUUGGGCGGGGGACUUGGACGGCUCCGUCGCCGUUAUAAGCGCUACGGGCGCGGACUCCCGGCCCCUGCAUACCAUCCGCAGGGGCUCAGGUUAUGUAGCAGUCGUUUGGGGGCCGUACGCAGUAGUAGGGGUCUACUUCUCGCCGAACAGGGGUCUGGCAGAGUUCGAGUCAUUUAUGGCCGAGCUCGAGGCCCUUGUUCGGACGCUCUCAUCCCGCCCGGUCAUCGUACUCGGUGACCUCAACGCCAAGAGCACAGCGUGGGGGGAACCGGCAACCGACCGGCG